AUGUGGAUCCGACUGAUAGCGGUGCAUCGUCCUAUACGGACAGCUGUGGCGUUUGUACCGAACACGAGAACGCCGGUGAGAAGACCCAUCACUGCUUGGACGAGCACUUCCUAUCCAUAUCCAUCCAACCACUACUGCCACCAAGAACCGCCAGCUUUGACUCCAUCCCUGCAUCGCCUCUAUUCGUCUCAAAGACGAGACGAUUUGGAUUAUACUAAUCAUAAUGAAAUUAUUGACGAUGAGGAUCUCCCAAAAUUCAAUCCCGGUGAAAAAGUGCUGGUCGAAGUUGUGAGCUUUGGUCCGCUGGGAGCCAGUGUCCAUGUCGUGGUGGCUGGGAGUCAUGCUCCACAAGAUUUGCCACCGGAAGAUGCCGAAUGGCCCAUAUUGGGAGUUGGACUCAUUACACAACAAGAGCUGGCCUAUUUCCGUGACAGUCGGGAUACUUUGGAAGUUGUACUGGGAGAAGUUCUGCCGGCCUAUAUUGAACGCAUUCGAGACACGGAUGGGAAAAUGGCCAUUGCCUUGCGAGCGUUUGGUGGCAGAGCCAAGGCCAGAGAUGUAGGGCAGCAAAUUCUUGACGUUUUGGCGGAAUCCGAUCAAGGUGUCUUUCCAUUAGGCGACAAAUCCAGUCCUGCAGACAUUGCCCAACAAUUUCCAGGAGUCUCCAAGUCUACCUUCAAAAAGGCGCUCUCGGCACUCUACAAGCAAGGGGCCAUCGACAAACCACAGGCAAAUGAAAUACGGCUGUUGCCGACAGAAAAAUAA
Messenger RNA from Seminavis robusta, 765 nucleotides. Lineage: Eukaryota; Bacillariophyta; Bacillariophyceae; Naviculales; Naviculaceae. The record is from the annotation of a GenBank genome assembly.